Prunus persica (peach) is the source of this 884-nucleotide messenger RNA. Its product is annotated as cysteine proteinase inhibitor B. Gene Ontology annotation, molecular function: cysteine-type endopeptidase inhibitor activity. NCBI's taxonomy places the organism in Eukaryota, Viridiplantae, Streptophyta, Magnoliopsida, Rosales, Rosaceae. The transcript has a single exon. The coding region runs from base 327 to 704 and encodes 125 amino acids. The record is from RefSeq and is a predicted model, not a curated record.
CUCUAUCUCUCUGAGUUUCGUUCAGUCACUGUGCGUACGCGUAGGUGUUUGAAAGAUGUCAUUUUCCCAACAAACUAAAGCGUAUUGUAAAAAAGACGCGGCACGCCGUUUGUGUUGUAAAUGAAUCCAUCCACCUUCUUAUUUUGCGUGUCCAAACCCUUUUCUCACAGAAGCCCCGCCUAAACAGUCCCUUAUAUAACAACCCACGCAAAUCACCCAAAACUCAUCAAAUUCAAUCCACAUCCUUAACAACAAAAUCUUUCAGUUUUUCACACCCAAAAACCCAUCAACCCAAUUCACCAAUUUCGCCAUAAACACACCCGAAGAUGAUGAAAGUUCCAAUUUUGGCCCUUCUGAUCUGCCUCCUGUUCGCUUUGUCAAAUGGGUAUGGAGGAACCAAGGUCGGUGGCAGGCAGCAGAUCGAAGACGUGAAGACGAACAAGGAGGUUCAGAAGUUGGGGAGGUUUUCGGUGGCGGAGUACAACCGGACGCAGCGGAAGAGCCACCAGAGCAACGGCGGCGGAGAGCUUCAGUUCUUGGAGGUGGUGGAGGCGCAGAGCCAGGUGGUUUCUGGGAUCAAAUACUAUCUCAAGGUCUCCGCCGUCAGGAAUGGGGCUCACAUGCUGUUUGAUUCGGAAGUGGUCGUGAAGCCAUGGCUUCAUUCCAAGCAAUUGCUCAACUUUGCCCCUCAUGGUCCUAAUUAAUUUAAUUUCAUGCUUGAAUGAAUUGGGGUUUUGUUGUACCAAAUUAAUGAUCUUGGUGUAAUCGGAUGUUUAAUUAUCUUUUUCCUUUCUGGGUUUUGUUUUGUUGUUUGUGUUGUGUGAUUUCGACUCCGUCUAUGCUCUUGUGGGUAUAAAUUACAAUAAUUAGUCAUCUGUAAAUUA